CACACAUGUCAGUUCAGUUCCAUAGAUUGCCUAGCAAGGAGCGGCAGGUGUUCAUAAGUCGUAAUCCGGAGUUUUGUUUCAUUUCCUUAAGAAAUAAUUACGGUGCCAGUCAUUUUUUCUGCAGUGGUUUCAUUUCAUUAUAUAUACAAUGUCGGAGGUGAAAACUUAUUCUCUCGCGGAAAUUAAAACCCACAAUACCAACAAAUCUACCUGGAUAGUGAUUCACAAUAACAUCUACGAUGUGACGGAGUUUCUAAAUGAGCAUCCCGGAGGUGAGGAAGUUUUGUUGGAACAGGCCGGCAAAGAGGCCACGGAGGCAUUCGAAGAUGUUGGUCACAGUACAGAUGCUCGCGAAAUGAUGAAAAAGUUCAAGAUCGGCGAACUGAUCGAAUCUGAGCGGAAACAAGUUCCGGUCAAGAAGGAACCCGACUGGAGCACUGAUCAGAAAGAUGAAAACUCACUCAAAUCCUGGAUUGUGCCUCUGAUCCUUGGACUGCUAGCGACCAUCAUUUACCGGUUCUACUUCAGUCAGUAAUGCGUUCGUGUGUCUAGCGUGUACACAUACAAUGCCCGCUCCAUUCCAUAAUGCGCAACAAUAGCGUAAAACGAAAUCCAAAACAACACAUUAUUGACAACACAGGAAUACUUUUACUGAGUGCUUUGAAGGCACAAUGGAACAUCUACAUUUGAUUAUAUUCUACUAUUAUAUGACGAUAAAGGAAAGUACGGAAUCAAUCAAGACAGGGGGUCUACAAACAAUUUGAGCAUUGCAAAUCUAGCCAAGCGAUCAGACGCGCCCGAGAGAUAAAACCAAAAUUUAAAUUGAUUUCUUAGAAUAGACGACGAUAAACAAUGCAAUCGAGCCACAACAUAUUGCCGAGGUGCAAGCAUAAGAUUUUUCCAUGAGAAGUAAACAGUAAAACAGCAUUUGAGUGCGCUAGAUUUUAUUAAUUACUCUUUAAGAUUGUUGGAUGCAUAAUGGUAUAGAUAGGGGUUUUAACACCGAUUUCGAUUUUGUAACUCAGACCUUAGUUUUUUUUUCAUAACCAUUUUCCAGUUACCACAGACAACAGGCGUCAAAUAUACAAGUUGUGUAAUGUUUUGAAAUAUAGUAAGCAACAAGUAAAAUGGACGAGAUAUUACAAAUCACCAGGAUCGUUUUCUCGGUUGAUAGGUGACAAAAAAUUAUUAAAGCUAAUUCCAUUUAAAUACUUACGCAAAUUAUUUUCACCAUGGUUCUCUUAACUUGACCCCUGUUCUACGUGGUUAUACUAUAAAAUGCUAUGGAUGUCUUGUUCGGGAAUAAACUCAACCUAUAUUUGUA
Malaya genurostris is the source of this 1324-nucleotide messenger RNA. RefSeq names its product cytochrome b5 (gene Cyt-b5). NCBI's taxonomy places the organism in Eukaryota, Metazoa, Arthropoda, Insecta, Diptera, Culicidae. Gene Ontology annotation, molecular function: heme binding. The transcript is spliced from 3 exons. Bases 149 to 535 code for a protein of 128 amino acids. Gene Ontology annotation, cellular component: membrane; intracellular membrane-bounded organelle. The record is from RefSeq and is a predicted model, not a curated record.